AGCGACCCUUUGGCUCUUUGCAAAUGACAGUCACGGUAUUUGAGGAAACCGAAAAAAGCUGGCGACUCUUACUUUCUCGAGCCGCCUUCACCAUCCAUUUGUAAGCCUACGUCUUCCUACAAUGGCUUCUCUCGCACAAAUGCAGCCAAACAUACCUCAGGUCAUACAGCAAUGUCAGAAAGAAGCAGAAAUUCUGACGAACAGCAUUGCCAAUAUACGCCAAACGCUGGAAAGAACGGAUAUCUCGAUGGAAGAGCGAGAUCGGCUCCGCAAGCAAGAACAAGAAUUCCAGAACAAACUUACCAUGUGUCAAAAUAUUCUUCAGAGCAUCAAUAUGCGCUUAACUUCACAGAAUAUGCAGCAACGUGCCAUGCCGCCGCAACACGGAAUACCGCCGUCGUCUGUACCGAAUGUACUUGAUUCGGCAUCAGCAACAUCUUCAACACCCGGAUCGCCCGCUAACUUUGGAGUUCAACCUGUGAAUCCAAACCUCAUGCACAAUAUGGCACAGGCAACUCCGUCGCAGCAAUUACCCAUGGGUCAACCAUCACAGCAGCAGCAGCAGCAGCAGCAACAACAACAACAACAACAGCAACAGCAACAGCAGCAAACGGCACAAGCAGCACAAGCACAUCAACAACAACAACAACAACAACAACCGCCCGCCUCAUCACAGCCACAAACGCCCUUAACUUUGAAUAAAACCGCACAGCAGCAACAAGCACAAGCCCAACGAUCUCUCCUCACACCCAACGCUUCGACAAUGCAAACUCCUAAACAGACACCUACAGGUGCUUCGGCAAAAGGAAGCUACGGGUUUCCCAUUACACAACCUGCCGUCCAAAGACCCGCUCCUAUUAUUGACGCCGAUGGAACAACACGUGUAUUAGCUAAACGUAAAAUUCAGGAACUGGUUGGUCAAAUCGAUCCUGCAGAGCGACUGGAACCGGAUGUAGAGAAUAUCUUGUUGGAAAUUGCAGAUGAAUUCAUAGAAUCCGUGACCUCAUUUGCGUGUCGAUUAGCCAAGCAUCGUAAAUCUGAUACGCUGGAAGUGAAAGAUCUGCAAUUGCAUCUGGAACGCAAUUGGAAUAUCCGUAUACCAGGUUUUGCUUCCGACGAUAUCCGAUCCGUGAGAAAGCCAACUAUUCCUGUGAGUCAUCAAGCAAAGACGCAAGCCGUGAAUCUCGCCAAAAAUCAGGGGUCUUCAUCGCAAAUUAAGAAAGAUUCUUAAUUUGAAUGAAUUUUUUUUUAUGGAAAGUAAUUAUACACGAUCAAACGUUAAUCCAAUAAAACCCCAUCAUCAGCCAACAGAGUACAAGGGAAAUAGUAUCGGUAGUUUGCAUUAGAG
Radiomyces spectabilis is the source of this 1348-nucleotide messenger RNA. RefSeq names its product transcription initiation factor TFIID subunit A-domain-containing protein. Bases 122 to 1231 code for a protein of 369 amino acids. Gene Ontology annotation, cellular component: transcription factor TFIID complex; SLIK (SAGA-like) complex; SAGA complex. NCBI's taxonomy places the organism in Eukaryota, Fungi, Mucoromycota, Mucoromycetes, Mucorales, Radiomycetaceae. Gene Ontology annotation, molecular function: DNA binding; protein heterodimerization activity; TBP-class protein binding. Gene Ontology annotation, biological process: DNA-templated transcription initiation; RNA polymerase II preinitiation complex assembly. The record is from RefSeq and is a predicted model, not a curated record. The transcript has 4 exons.